Messenger RNA from Mycena citricolor, 1354 nucleotides. The record is from the annotation of a GenBank genome assembly. Lineage: Eukaryota; Fungi; Basidiomycota; Agaricomycetes; Agaricales; Mycenaceae.
AGCGACAUGAAUUUCCGCGCAAGCAACGCGGUUUACGCGUGGACCCAGCCUUUGGGACUGAUAAUGGAGCACCAUCCGCUACUUCGUGUUACACUCUCAUCCCCAUUCCUCUGAACAGCUCACAUUCAUGUGCACUCAAGAGAACGACGAAACGAUUUUGGACGUCUUCGGAGAACACGAAGAAGUCAUUUUGGACGACCUUUAUCCAAAUCGGGAGACGAGAAAGAGAAAAUCAAGUAUCUCUGAGAGGCGAAGAUGGAGCCUGCCGUAUUUCAUGAUCACAAGUCCAGAACUCGCUCACCGCUCGUGCGCGUCCACUCCCGUGUCUACGACCGGAAGCGAGCGGUUUUCCUCGAGCGCUGAAGAGGCCUGUGAUGAUGCCAAAUCUUUCCCCUUCAUCCUGGGCAGCGCGCUUGAAGUGACGCUCCGCACCCCAUUCCCGAUUUCGUCGAUCGGCAAUUCCACCAUUUUCGCUGGUCGACUGAAGGCCGAAGGCAAGGCCCCAGUCAGAGUGGCGCUCAAGCUGAUUCGUAUCAUAGAUGAACCCCACGACUCUGCCGCAUUGAACAGUCUAUUUCAGAAACUACGCACUGAAGCCCGGGUGUGGAAAGGUCUCGUCCACAAAAACAUCCUCCCAUUCAUGGGCCUAUCCGAAGAGCUUGCGCCGAGCCCCAUCCUUGUCUAUCCAUUCUGUCGAUUCGGGAACAUCGCAAGAUAUCUAUCUGGAAGUCAAAACGUCGAUCGGCUGAACCUGAUCCGAGGAGUAGCAGCCGGCGUGAAUUACCUCCACCGUUGCGGGAUCGUGCACGGUGAUCUGCGACCGUCAAAUGUGCUUGUCGACAGCACAGGCAAGCCAUGCGUGUGUGACUUUGGAGUCAGCCGUUUGAUCUCUGAGGCGGGAUUCAUCCCGAGAAAGCGUACGAUCAACUACACAGCACCCGAGCUCCUCGCGAUGGAAACGCCAGAAGGCGAGCCGGCUGUACCCACGGCCGCCUCGGACGUCUACUCCUUUGGUAUCCUUGGGCUAUUUAUUCAGUCCUCGAAGACACCGCGCCGCAGAACGAAUAAAGUGGUUGUCGACCGCAAAGCGCUCGAGGAGCUUGCACCACAAAGAGAAGCAUACCAGACUCUGGUUUGUGACGAGCUGUGGCGCGUCCUGGAGAUGUGCUGGACGUUCGACGCGCCGUUGCGGCCGAACAUGGACCUCGUCCAGGAAAAGAUUCGAUUGAUGCGUUAGAUUCGGAGAAACUCACGGGGCAUCCACUAGAUAAAUACUUUCGAAGACUCAGGUAUACCCAAUACUGCAACUGUUUGUUUAAUAUCUCGAGGGUGUCAUCCAUCGUCUGCUUUCAAU